GGACCUGCAGCCGCCACCCCCCCCCCCCAACCCUCCGCCUCCCCAAAAAAAAUUGACAUUUCAACUCAUUUGAAUAUUUAGUAUAAUUCGGGACGUUUUGUUGAAGCAACUUCUGCUGCCGCGUUCAAGAGUUCCUGGAGCGUACGUAUAUGUCGCCAUGGCGAUCAAAGCGGCACUUCCCAAAUACGAGCUGUACUUGUACAACGCUGUGCUGGCCUCGGCCCUGUUCUGGUGCACCUGCUGGGUCUUCGACGCGUCCACGUCAAACACAAACCGAAAAACAUUCAAGUCCAGCGUGAAGCCAGGAUGGCACUACUUUGGCAGGAAAAUGGACACGGCGGACUCCGAGUGGGCCAUGUGGAUUUGGACCUUCCGGGCUCACAUUGUGUUCGCUCUGUCCGGACACGUGCUGUUCGCCAAGCUCUGCUCCAUGCUGGCUCCUCAGUACAGGUCCCUGGUGUAUAUGGCGUAUGGGGUCCUGGCGGUGUGGACCAGCAUGGGCUGGACCUACGUCACCCUCAUCCUGUCCCACUGCAUUCUGCUUUACAGCAUCUCACUGGUCAAGAUACGUUGGCUGUGCUUCGUCACGGGGUUUUGUACGCUGGCCACAUUCAAAUGCGAGCCCUUCCUGUCCUGGCAGACGGGCUUUGUGGCGGGCGACUUCGACCUCCGCCACGUUCUCUUCUACGGCGGCUGCGGCUUCACCAUCAUGCGCUGCAUCAGCUUCGCUCUGGAGAACUGCGAGCGCAAGGACGGCAACUACAGUAUCCUGGAGCUGCUCAAGUACAACUUCUACCUGCCCUUCUUCUACUUCGGCCCCAUCAUGACCUUUGAUAAGUUCUACGUGCAGGCCAAUAAGUCAAACCCGAGCAGGAAGGAGCGAGAGGUCUGGAACAUCAGCGUGCAGGGUUUGACCCACCUGGCUGUGAUCCUGGCUGUGGACGUCCUCUUCCACUUCUUGUACGUCAUCACCAUCCCCGGCGACUUGAAGCUGCUCAGGCACCUCUCGGACUGGGCCCUGGUUGGUGUGGCCUACUUCAACCUGCUGUACGACUGGGUGAAAGCCGCAGUCAUGUUCGGAGUCAUCACCACCGUGUCCAGACUGGACCACCUGGACCCGCCCAAGCGGCCCAAAUGCAUCACAAUGCUCUACGUCUUUGCCGAAACACACUUUGAUCGAGGGAUCAACGACUGGUUGUGCAAGUAUGUGUACAAUCGCCUGGGCGGCAAGCACGAUGACUUGCUGGCGGAGCUGGUGGCCACGCUGUGUACCUACGCCGUCACCGUCCUGUGGCUGGGACCGAGCAAAGUGGUCCUGGUCUGGGCGUUCUUCAACUGCUUCGGCCUCAAUUGUGAGCUGUGGGCCGCCAAGUUCUUCUCCAUGGAGCCAUUUGCGUCUUUCGAGACGGCAAUGUCAGAGGCAAUGUCCCGCCGCAUCCGGGCCGUCUUCUGCAUCUUCAACUUCUGGAGUAUCGUGCUGUACAACACCCUCCUUCUCAACAGUUUCGACUUUGCCAAGUUGGUUGCCAAGCGUCUAUUGCUCAAAGGUUUUCCCAUAACCACCGUGGUCGUCAUGUUCGUGACCUACUGCCUGAUUCAAGUGAUUAAGGAGCGCGAGAGGAGACAGGCCCUCAUCGACGACCCCGAGCCGCUUCCCCCCGCCGUGGUGGACGGAACCCAGCCGUCGGGAGCCCCGACCGCCCCUCCGGCGGACUCGCCGAGUCCACCGCCAGCCACCACUCAACCUGUCGUCGACCCCAGCAAGCAAAAAGCAGAGUAGACGAUCGACUCUUCCGGUCCGGGGCACGCAUCCGGUGUUCCUUUUUCUUGAAUGACGAGUGUGAAAGUUUCUGAAAC
This is a messenger RNA of Syngnathoides biaculeatus (alligator pipefish), 1857 nucleotides long. RefSeq names its product hedgehog acyltransferase like, b (gene hhatlb). The transcript is spliced from 12 exons. Gene Ontology annotation, cellular component: endoplasmic reticulum. Gene Ontology annotation, biological process: negative regulation of N-terminal protein palmitoylation. Gene Ontology annotation, molecular function: acyltransferase activity. The coding region runs from base 158 to 1780 and encodes 540 amino acids. The record is from RefSeq and is a predicted model, not a curated record. Lineage: Eukaryota; Metazoa; Chordata; Actinopteri; Syngnathiformes; Syngnathidae.